GCCAAAAGAUAGUGUAUCCGAUUAGUAGAACAGGCAAGCAUACGUACGAUCAUUGCUUGAUCACAAGUAGUGUUGUCUUCGCACGCAUAUGCAUGCAUCCCACACAUAGAAGCACAUAUAAACAGUGCUCCUUUAUAUAAACCGAGCAUGUCUGGGGGAUACAAUGGACCACCCAUGGGGGGUGGGUAUAACAAGAAUCCCUAUGGUGACUCUCAAAUGCCCUCUGGACCUGGGCAACCGCCUAUGGCGCCAGGUCAAAUGCCCAUGAUGCCAGGGCAAAUGCCUAUGAAUAUGCAGGCGCAACAACAAAUGCAGAUGCAACUACAGAUGCAGCAGAUGCAGCAGAUGCAAAUGCAGAUGCAACAAGGACACAGACCAACAAUGCAACAGGGCCUGAUGCCUUACUACCAACAACAACAAAUGCAACCCCCUGGGACAAACAGGAAUGCAGGGAAUGCUGGUGCACGACCACCAGCGGCGGCGCCGGCGGCACCAGCAGCACCAAGCGCAGCAACGGCCCAGGCUCCAGCUAAGCAAGAAGCAGCGGCUCCGAAGACCAUGCUGAGCACAGACGAGAUGGAGGAGAAAU
Sphaeroforma arctica JP610 is the source of this 589-nucleotide messenger RNA. RefSeq lists its product as hypothetical. Lineage: Eukaryota; Ichthyosporea; Ichthyophonida. The annotation marks the transcript as partial. The transcript has a single exon. The record is from RefSeq and is a predicted model, not a curated record.